GUUUGGAAUUCGCAAUUUCCUUUCCUGAAGUUCCGGGCCACGAGCUCUCAUGCUCAAUGCACACAAUGCUUGCGGCAUCAAGCCUUGAUAUCAGCGUACAGUCGCUUUCUGAAUGCUCGUGUGGCCCAACAAAAGCUCUACGAAGCGCACCUUCGAGCUCAGUACCUUGACCGGGUAGCCUAUUGGCAGAACCGAGCCGAGAGUCGGAACAGAACUCUGGAGCUGGUGGUGAUCCAAGAUGGGAUGGAUCAGGGGAAGUUUGGAGUUCCGCGCCAUCCAAUGAUGAAGGCCAAGUCGAUGGAGGGAUUGGUCGCAGCGAGACCCCGACUUCACAUGACUGGCAUCUUGGCUCAUGGCUGGUGCUUGGCGUUUGCAUUGUCGGAAUCAACCUUGGCCAAGGAUUCCAAUACGCAAAUCGAAUUACUGGCAGCCGUCCUCACCAAGAUCCAAGAGCAGGGCGCUGAUUUGAGCAAGCUGCGGCUCACCCUGCAGGUUGACAACUGUUGCAGGGAGGCCAAAAACAACCAAGUGGUUCGAUUUUUGGCGGCACUUGUCAGCAACGGGACGCUGCCCGCAGCAAGGAUCAGGAACCUCAGAAGCGGACAUAGUCAUGAGGACAUCGAUCAGAUCUUCGGCCAGUGCGCUGAGGACAUCCUCCACAAUUGCCGUAGGGCAGAGACUUCGGAUGAUUUCCGUCGCCAUCUGGAGCAUUUUCUCCAGCGCAAGAUCCACCGUCCUCAUGAGGAACAGCGCUUUGUCUUCAAGGUGGAUCGCACAAGGGAUUGGAAAUCCUUCUUUGCAGCCAGUGUGCCUGUGUCCUUGCAGGGCAUUGGAGGGCCUGGCGCGCCGCAUGAGUUUCUGCUGGAACGACGGGUCGACACAGGAAUGUCCCUUGAAACUUUUCCCGCGUUUUUAUGUAAUCAUUAUCACCCCAUGCAGGACUCGAAGCUUCCGAAAUAUCUGAAGACCACUUUGCAAACUGGUCGCACCAUCCAUCGGAUGUCAUCCUGA
Symbiodinium pilosum is the source of this 1011-nucleotide messenger RNA. The record is from the annotation of a GenBank genome assembly. NCBI's taxonomy places the organism in Eukaryota, Dinophyceae, Suessiales, Symbiodiniaceae.